AAUACCUUAACUACCAUCUCUUAAGAGAAAGAAAAAAAAAAUGAAGAAAACAGAAGCAAUCUUUGUGCUUCUAGCUUCUCUUGUUUUCUUGUUUAACUCUUCUUUUCAUGAUCACCUUGACCUUGAAGCCCAAGCCCCAGGUCCAGAAGGUGAAAAAACUCCAUAUAGCUAUAUAGAAGCAACUGGUAGAGGACCAUCAAAGUGGGGGCAGCUCAACCCAAAUUGGACAGCUUGUGGUAAUGGAAGAAAGCAGUCUCCUAUCGAUCUUCGUCUUCAAGAUGUAGAAUUUCUACCUACCCUAGGAGAUCUACAAAUACAAUAUGAACCAGCUGCUGCCACUAUUAAGAGCCAAGGACAUGACAUUGAGGUGUCUUGGAAAGGGAAUGCUGGGAACAUUAUUAUUCAUGGAGAUCAUUACAAUCUGAUACAAUGCCAUUGGCAUAUACCUACAGAGCAUGCAAUCAAUGGCAGAAGGUAUAAUUUGGAACUUCAUAUAGUCCAUCAAAACUCUCAUGGAGCAUUUGCUGUUAUUGGAAUUCUUUACAAAUAUGGGCUACCUGAUCCAUUCCUUUCAAGGCUCAUGCCCUUCAUAAAAACAGUUACGAAAGAAGAGAAGGAUUUGGGAAUUAUUAGCCCAAGAGAUAUUGGAUUUUGGAGCAGAAGCUAUUUCAGAUACAAUGGCUCUCUUACCACUCCUCCAUGCACUGAGGGAGUUCUUUGGACAGUUUUCCAGGAGGUAAGGGAGGUUUCAGUGAAGCAAGUGGAAGCACUGAGGAAUGCCGUUGAUUAUGGAUUUGAGAUGAAUGCAAGGCCAAUCCAAGCAUUGAAUGGAAGAUCAGUUUAUUUGUUCCUCUCUUGGGUGUAGAUCAAUUCAUACUAAUAAAACUGUUGAUUGGUCUCAAAAAGAAAAAAAAAUUCAUUAGGAAAAUGUUUUAUAUGGAUCUAGUUUAAUUAUUACCAUGUACAUUAAUAAAUUAUAUCAACAUUUUUCCAUUUAACAUUUCA
Molecule: messenger RNA, 1005 nt
Organism: Hevea brasiliensis (rubber tree)
Lineage: Eukaryota; Viridiplantae; Streptophyta; Magnoliopsida; Malpighiales; Euphorbiaceae
Product: alpha carbonic anhydrase 4-like
Exons: 7
Coding region: 41-865 (274 amino acids)
Molecular function (GO): zinc ion binding; carbonate dehydratase activity
Source: RefSeq, a predicted model, not a curated record